Messenger RNA from Rhizopus microsporus ATCC 52813, 1020 nucleotides. RefSeq names its product Coproporphyrinogen oxidase. Bases 1 to 1020 code for a protein of 339 amino acids. The record is from RefSeq and is a predicted model, not a curated record. NCBI's taxonomy places the organism in Eukaryota, Fungi, Mucoromycota, Mucoromycetes, Mucorales, Rhizopodaceae. Gene Ontology annotation, molecular function: coproporphyrinogen oxidase activity. The transcript is spliced from 2 exons. Gene Ontology annotation, cellular component: mitochondrial intermembrane space; cytoplasm.
AUGGUCUCUCCUGUUUCAUCAAAAUAUGCCAUUUAUCAAAGUGAUAGUGAAGUGCGAGCCAAAGGUAUUAUUAAAGAUAAUGCACCAAUGCGUUUAAGGAUGGAGGCUUUUGUAAAGCAUCUUCAAAAGACUAUCUGUGAAGGAAUAGAAGAGGUUGACGGCAAGGGAAAAUUCACUCGCUCCGUUUGGGAACGUCCAGAGUUUGGCGGUGAAGGCAUCACCUGUGUUCUGUCCGAUGGUGCUGUCAUGGAAAAGGCAGGUGUUGCCGUAUCUGUAAUCUACUCUGAACUGACUCCAGAAGCCAUUCGACAAAUGCGUGAGGACCGUGGUAAGGAUAUUGACGCUGAUGGUGUCGUCCCUUUCUUUGUCACUGGUAUUUCGCUCGUCAUGCACGCAAAGAACCCAAAUGCGCCUACGGUCCAUUUGAACUAUAGAUACUUUGAAGUCAUGAACCCCGAUGGUACUCCAAAACUUUGGUGGUUUGGUGGUGGUGCUGAUCUGACUCCUGUUUAUCUCUAUGAAGAAGACGCUGUUCACUUUCACAAAGUCUAUAAGGAAGGUUGUGACAAGUUUGAUAAAGGCUAUUACCCUCAGAUGAAAAUGGCGUGCGAUAAAUACUUUUUGAAUGUGCAUCGAGGAGAGGCACGGGGUAUCGGUGGUGUCUUCUUUGAUGACUUCAAUUCCAAGCCAGCAGAAGAGAUAUUCGCGUUUGUAAAAGAACUUGGUUACAGAUUUUUACCAUCCUAUGUGCCCAUCUUGGAAAAGCGAAAGGAUAUGCCGUUUGAUGAUGAAAUGGUGCGCUGGCAACAGAUACGUCGUGGUCGAUAUGUCGAAUUCAAUUUACUUUGGGACAGAGGUACCAAGUUUGGCUUGUCUUCCCCUUGUUCUCGUGUUGAAUCUAUCUUGAUGACACUUCCACUCACCGCUCGUUGGGAAUACAUGCAUGAACCAGAACCUAAUUCAAGAGAAGCUGAGCUUGUCAGUGUGCUGAAGUGUCCUAAAGACUGGAUUGCUCACUAG